Messenger RNA from Salmo salar (Atlantic salmon), 3816 nucleotides. RefSeq lists its product as uncharacterized. Gene Ontology annotation, molecular function: GTP binding. The record is from RefSeq and is a predicted model, not a curated record. NCBI's taxonomy places the organism in Eukaryota, Metazoa, Chordata, Actinopteri, Salmoniformes, Salmonidae.
AAUUAGGGAGGGAUAAUGUCUUAGAGCUGUGUCUUUUGGCAACCACUCAUCAGUUUAAACUUCUAUAUCAUGUCACAUUUGUUUCUGUCCAUCUGAUGGCCAUUAUGAAAUGUCAGAACAGCAGUCACCUAGAACAAUGCCUUUAAAAAACAUCUAUAUUUUGGCAUAUCUAGGGAAGAUCUCAAAUCCAUACUCGUCCUGUCUCCUCAAAAUCCAUUCAACCAGAAAUCCCUCCUCUGACGACCACCUAUGGGUUUUGAGAAAGAGGGAGGAUGCGAGGAGUAUGCAAUUGAGAUAUUCCCCUAGUGUUUUGUUGCCUCUUGACAUUUUGAGGGAAAUUAGCUCAUUUUAAUGCAAAUAAGUUAUAUUCAAUAUACAGAGGUGAUGACUUAUGAUUUGCUAGAGUUUUGUAAAUUGACUUUUUUUAAUGUAUGUUCAGAGCAGUGCAGGCUGGUGGGAGGAGCUAAAGGAGGAUGGGCUCAUUUUAAUGGGUGGAAUGGAGUUAAUGGAACAGAGUUCACAGGUUUGUGUUUGAUACCAUUCCAGCCAUUACAAUGAGCAUGUCCUCCUAUAGCUCAUCCCACCAGCCUCCUCUGGUUCAGAUUAAGAGUCUCAUUUCUGAGAAUUUACUAUCGUGAGUAGAUUUAUCAUACAUUUAAGUUUAAUAAAUUACAAAUAAAUCACUCAAUCGCCGAAGAUUUUAAUAAAAGUCAGUGUAAUGAAAUCAGAAUGCGGAACAUUUGCCACCAGACGGCGCUAAAGAUGCCUCGUCCCCAUACUGUAUUUAUUUAUUUAUCUUGCUCCUUUGCACCCCAGUAUCUCUACUUGCACAUUCAUCUUCUGCACAUCUACCAUUCCAGUGUUUAAUUGCUAUAUUAUAAUUACUUCGCCACCAUGGCUUAUUUAUUGCCUUAGCUUACCUCAUUUGCACUCACUGUAUAUAGACUUUUUGUUUUCUUUUUUCUACUGUAUUAUUGACUGUUUUGUUUAUUCCAUGUGUAACUCUGUUGUUGUACGUGUCGAAUUGCUAUGCUUUAUCUUGGCCAGGUCGCAGUUGCAAAUCAGAACUUGUUCUCAACGAGCCUUCCUGGUUAAAUAAAGGUGAAAUACUGUUUUUGGUUAAACUCGUUGGACUGUUGCCGAACAGAAAGUCAUCUCCGCCAUAAACACUUCACCAACGCGACACAACAAGCCCGAAUGUAGACGUGAAGCUUAAUCAGACAGAGAUCAUGUCUAAUUUCGUGGAAUCGGGAAGGAGAAGAGGGGAGGGAAAAGACCCAGAUGACUUUUCGGAGAGCAAGGAGGAGGAUGUGUCCUUAGCCACAGAGCUCCGUCUUGUCCUGAUCGGAAAGACAGGAUCAGGGAAGAGUGCCUCUGGGAACACCAUCCUGGGCCGCAGGCACUUCCUGUCAGAGCUCAGCGCCAGCUCAGUCACCCAAGUCUGUGAACAAGGCAGCGCAGACCUGACUGAGGAGGAGGAGGAAGGACAGGGAGUCAGGAGGAAGAGGACGAGAGUGGUGGUGGUAGACAUGCCAGGUUUUGGAGACACACGCUUCGAUGCUGAGCAGACUCAUUCUGAAAUAGCCAAGUGUGUGGCACUGUCUGCCCCAGGCCCCCAUGCAUUCCUCCUGGUGAUCCCACUGGGACGCUACACUGAGGAUGAGGACCGAGCCGUGAGGGACAUGGUCCGUAUAUUUGGGGAGGGGGCGGUCCAUGACCACACACUGGUCCUGUUCACUCGUGGUGAUGACCUAGAAGGGAGGGGGAUGGAGGGGUACCUCGGAGCCAGCGCCCCGGUGGAGCUGAAGGCCCUGAUAGAGAGGUGUGGGGGCAGGUACCACGUCCUCAACAACCGAGACCCAAGUGACCUGCACCAGGUUGUAGGGCUGCUGGAGAAGGUGGAGAGGAUUGUGGAAGAGAACAAUGGAGGCUUCUACACCAACACCAUGUUCAGAGAGGCAGAGGCUGCCAUCAGGGAGGAGCAGGAGAGGAUGGUGAGAGGGGAGGGAGAAGGCAGUGAGAUGACGGACAGGGAGAACAAGAUAGCCAAAAGACGGAAGUGUGAUCUAGAACGGAGUGGGUGGGAUGAGAGGAGGGGGGCAGCUGUGGGAGGUGCAGGAUUAAGGAGGAGAGACCUGGAGGGAUGGAAGGUGGAGAGGUGGACAGAAGAGAGGAAAGGAAGUGCAGUUAGCCUCCCGAGGGACAGAGGGGACAGGUGGAGGGAGUUGUUCAGGACCAGGUGGCGGGGCAGCGACAGGGCCUUGAUCAGGAGGCAGUCUUCCCUCUCUGCCCUGGGGCAGAUCAGGAGGGAGGCUGCCCUUUCUGAGAAGGUCCUAGAGAAAGUGAAGAUCCUGGUGGCUGCUGGAGUCACUGGCAUGGUCGUGGGGGCAGUGUUCGGGGCGGCUGCCCCUCUAGCUGCAGCGGCGGGAGCUGCAGCCAUGGGGAACACUGUGGGCUUUGCUGCUGGGCAGCUGGCUGGGAUGUCGGUGGCAGGCGGCACAGGGAUGGGAAAAGCUGUGGGCGCCAUAGUGGCAGCAGCCGCAGGGAAAACAGCCAUGGCUCUUGGGGCAGCGACCGGAGGAGUGCUGGGGGGAUCUGUGGGCGCCUUAGCUGGGGCAGAAGCUGCCAGUCCUGGGGCAGCUGCCUUGGAUGCUCUAGGGCAGGUGAGCCUGAUUGGGACUGCAGCAGUGGGAGUUGCAGCAGGGGUGGGGGGUGCCAUGGGGGCAGGAGCGGCCCUGGGGGCUGCUCUGGAAGGUGCAGCUGUCAGCACAACUGCCCUGACAGGGGUGGGCACCGCAGCAGGGGCAGUAGGUGUGGCUAAUGCUACUACUAUUGGCUCAGUAGCAGCUGGGCAGCAAGCAGUGGCCACUGGGGGCAGUGUUCCAGCUGGAGCUGUUCAGUGUGCAGCCGUCGCUGUGGCAGAUGGGGUGGCUGUGAGUGGGCUGCUGGUUCAGGCCAGUGGGGUGUGUGGAUCUGCAGGGCGGGUUGUUUCUGGUGCCUGGGGCUCCAUGGGAGCGACAGCGUGCAUUAUGACAGCGGUGGCAGAGAUAGGCAAGGCUGCAGCGGGAAUUGCCCUGGCAGGAGGGCUGGUGGUGAAGGUAGUGAAGGAGAGGGUCAGGAACGGCAACAGCUCAGCAGACGCCAACUACACAGAGAAAAAGUCCUAUGAGAUCUACUGGAACAAAUAAAGGACAGUUAGUUGAAACACCACCAGACCACAGAAGAAAAGGACACUCUCAGGACCUUUCAAAAUGUGGAUUCAGGUUCAAUCAUUAAGCAACUUAUCACAAUCAUCAAUAAAAGCAGAUGACGCAUGUCUUUGUUCCUUUUACUGGCAGUGGAUGGUGUGAUUUCCUCUAUUCACUGUUACUUCACUGCAGAAGAGCUAUAGUUUAUUAUCUUCCCACAAUAUUAAUGAACUAUCGUUUUAGCUUUGUUCAAGCACUUACCGUGGUUAUUUGAGCUUUUUGGUAUGCACUUACACUAUUUGUAUGGUUACUUGUGAUCCUAUAGUUAUUUUUAAUUAAUUAUAGAAUAUGGUUUUCCACUGUAUUCAAUGAAAUGAGUAGUUUACUGUUUUAAUGAAAGACAGUUAUCUAUUUCUGCAUGCAGAUUUUCAUUAAUCCACAGAUAUAAUCUACGACGUUUUAGUCAGGUCCAGUAUUACAAAACUUUUUUUUUGUUCUUAUUCACAACUGAAAUGAUGUACUGUACUGUAUAACACACAUUUCACAUUAUGUAUUCAGUUGCAGUGUUGUGGCUUUUUGAAGGGGAAAGAAUUGAAAUGCAUAAUAAAAUGAAAUCUGAUAAGAAAAA